Messenger RNA from Marmota flaviventris (yellow-bellied marmot), 413 nucleotides. The record is from RefSeq and is a predicted model, not a curated record. NCBI's taxonomy places the organism in Eukaryota, Metazoa, Chordata, Mammalia, Rodentia, Sciuridae.
AUGGCUAGCUGGUAUCACUACUAUGAUACUGACUACUAUGUUCUGGAAGAAUAUGAGAGGGAAAUAAACCCUGAAUCUGAGCAAAGUGCAGCAGCGGCAGCAGAAGGUGGCCACAGUGAAGGAGCUGUAGGCCUCAUGGACGACGUGAAGCCUGAGGGCCACCUGAAUCAACUGGAUGUCAUGAACCAAGAGGGUGAAGUGAACCAGGAAGGAGAUGUGAACCAGGAAAACAACAGUGACCAUGAAGAUGAUGACGAUGACCAGGAUCCCCAGCAGGAGGACCUUGAGGAGUCAGUGGCUCCUCCAUCCCGUCCCAGCAGGCGGCCACGAAUCCCGUUUCAGUUCACGCCAUGGCAGUUGGAUGAACUGGAAAGUGUUUUUGAGGAAACUCAGUACCCUGAUCUGCUCACAAG